GGAUGAAGUUAUUUUGUGAAACCGAGCUCUGAACCCAUUCGUCACAUCUAAAUUUAUACUCCUUUUAUCGGUCACUUGAAUUCGCCCAGUGUUGUUAGAGGCAGACUAAUACAAAAGCAGACGCCCCCUUAAAAAGUUUAUACUCACUCGAAAUUGUUGGAUCUUUUAACGCGUUUUAUAUUAAAUCAUGUUCAUGGCGUACCUAACCUUCCCAAAGACUGAUCCCCGACGACAGAUUUACCCUGUUUUUGUGAAAAAAAAAAUGAUGACAUAGUUGCGCGCGUACGAAUUCAAGUAAAACGUCAAUACUAAAUAAGGCUUACACAAUAACGCUGUUGAAGCCCGAAACGACCCGAAAUAUUGUUUGCUUUGACGUAUUACAUCACGCAAAGAUUGCGUUGUUUGUAAAGCUCAAGUAGUUCGUUGAACAAACCAAUGGCCUUGAAAGAAAGCAGGCUGAAUCUGCUCAGCUUUGUAUAGGCCAGCGCGAGUUAAUAUAGAUUAGUUUCAGACAUUAUUCGACGAGCAUACCAAGCACUAUGCAGAUGGGUAGAGGCUAUACUAAGUUGCUCAUAUACAUCUUAAUGUGUUGGGUUUUGGUCAUAAUUUUUCUGCAGUUAACUUUCACAUCACGGUAUGUACAUUUCCAUAGGACUCAUAGGCCUAUUACACGGGUUGGGGCUCUAACAUGGAACGAAACGUCCAGCAGAAAAAAGAUCAUCCUGAUUUGGAACAACAAAGAGAUGGGUGAGUACGCAAUCAACAACGACGUCUUCAGCGCGUGUCCAGGCACUGCGCAGCGAUGUCUUAUAACCAACGAUCACAGGCAUUUCCCUGAGAGCGACGUCGUUGUAUUUAAUGCGAAAAGGCUAGGAAAUCUAAGGGAAAGGGAGGAGUCUGGAUUUCCGCGUUAUCACCAGCCUAACCAGAGGUGGAUAUUCUACACCAGGGAGAGUCCAUGCAACAUGCCAAGUCUCCCGGAUAGUACAUGGGGUGGGUUAGAAAACCAAUUUAACUGGACGAUGUCGCACCGCUUGGACUCAGACAUACCGUUCACUUAUGGGAAGAUCGUGGAGAGAAACACGCCACUGGAGAAGGAUUUUGUUUCUGUAGCAAAAACUAAAUCAAAGCUUGUUGUGUGGAUGGUGAGCAACUGUGACACCCACAGCAGACGAGAGCAGUUCGUCAUGGAAUUGCAGAAAUACAUAAAAGUGGAUAUUAUAGGCGCUUGUGGUAAUGAUAUUUGUGCAAAAGAAAACAUGGAAUAUUGCAAUAGUUUAGUAAAUAGAGAGUAUAAGUUCUAUCUGGCAUUUGAAAACAGCUUCUCCAAAGAUUACGUCACGGAGAAAUUUUACAAAACGGUAGAAUGGGACGUUGUCGCAGUGACGCGAGGGGGCGCUGACUACUCUCACCUGGGAAUAAAACCCAACUGGCAUAUUGAUGCCUUGAAAUUCAGAUCCCCAAAAUAUCUCGCUCAUUAUUUACUCUGGUUGGAUAGAAAUCCGAAAGCUUACGCCAAACUGUUGGAAUGGAAAAACAAAUACACGCUAUACCAAGGGCAAGAAUGGUGUUCUAUGUGUGACAAAGUUCAGAAUACAUUAACAGCUCCUCGUAAAGCAUAUUCUAAGGAAAGGUUAACCAGAUGGUUUUAUUCACCUGGCUGUGAAACUCCCCAUGAUGUUCCAAUUUACACAGAAUGGCGCUUUCCAUAUGAUAAAAGUUUUGCUUUCCCACUCCAGCACCAUCACAGGUUAUAUAACACGGCAGUGUUAUAAGCACAAAACAAAAACGUAAACAAAUUAUUUUCACAAUUACUCAGUGAGUAAUUAUACCAAGAUUUUGGAUUUAGAUCUUAUUUCAUUAAGCGCGCUCAAGCACUGACCAAACAAAAUAACCUUCCGAUCUCUAGUAAACAGUAGACGAAGUGCACCUUGAUUAGUACUGAACUGUAGUGGUCAGCAAACGCGUCAUAGUAAUUACAGAGAAAACGGACCAAGCUACUACAAUGCCACGUUGUCAAAAAUAGAAAGAUAUAAUUAAAUGACUUAAGGUAUAAUGCAUGAAUGUUUAAGAGACACUUCGAUGAAUCCAGGAAAAUGACCAGUUCCGGUUCAGUCAAAAUUAAAUAUUAAUAAUAAAAGAACCGGGCAAAUCACAAUAUUUAAGUCGAAGGUCUAGAAUGAGUAUUUCUAAUAAUUAAGUAAAUGUUGAAUCAAAAAUGUCCAUCCUUGACGUGAGAUG
This is a messenger RNA of Lingula anatina, 2241 nucleotides long. Its product is annotated as lewis-type alpha-(1,3)-fucosyltransferase. Gene Ontology annotation, molecular function: fucosyltransferase activity. Lineage: Eukaryota; Metazoa; Brachiopoda; Lingulata; Lingulida; Lingulidae. The record is from RefSeq and is a predicted model, not a curated record. Gene Ontology annotation, cellular component: membrane.